This is a messenger RNA of Carica papaya (papaya), 333 nucleotides long. The record is from RefSeq and is a predicted model, not a curated record. Lineage: Eukaryota; Viridiplantae; Streptophyta; Magnoliopsida; Brassicales; Caricaceae.
AUGGAUGAAUGUGUCCAGGAAGCCCCUGAAACCCUGGCUGAGUUCGAGACUCCUGAUUCUCCACUAUCCAGCUAUGACAACAUAUCCUUGGAUGAUGCAUUUGAUUUUGAUAAGCAUCCGCCUGAGGUGCCUCCACAAAUUGAUACGGUGUUGCUAAAUGGACCACCGUCUGAUGUUGCCCAACCUCUUACACUGCCAAGGCCUCAUCACACAAUGUUGGAGCAUUUUUACAAGCAAGACUCUAGUGAUGGGGAGCCUGAGGCAAUUGGGACAACAUCUCGCUUUCACCGAAAGUUUGUGACUGUAGUGCUAUACAGGCCCUCUAGGGGGUGA